AUAUAUUCUUUUCUUGGAGUGGAGUGCAAGCUCUCUUGCAGGUAUAAAAUCUGAGGCUGUAUACGUUCCACUGUUCAAGCUUAAUUUCCAUCAGAAUUAUCAAAAAAAUAUCAUGGAGAAUUCGGAAGCAAAUUCCAUCCCAUCUACUCAUAAUAACGAAGAAAAUAUUAAUUGCAGGCUAUGGCCUUGCGAAGACGCAGAUUUCAAAUGUCAAAUUUCAAAAUCUGAGAAGAUCAUUCGCGACAUAGAUCACAAACAGACCGAACUUUUCAAGGCCUUAAAGAGAAAAAAGAUCGAUGAACUAGGCUUGGCAUUCACAAGUUUGCAAUCUGCUUUACAAUCGGAUUGGAACCUAAAAAUGCACGGCAAUGAGCAGCUAUUAGAACAGAUUUUAGAAAAAAUAAGUUUCAGGAACAAGAUAUACCAGGGAAGAGCUAUUAAAUCGUUUUUAUCAGAAGACGACGAAGAAAAAGAAGAAGCACAAGUUAAUUUUAAAAAUUUAGAUUUUAAGCUGCGACAUGGGAAUGGAAAUAAGAGCAUGGCUGCAGAGAAACGGUUUCUAAAGGAGAUCAAACGCAAAAACAGUAGCAAUUCUAAUGAUUUUCUUGCAUCGAUUAAUAAGGAGAUUAAUUACUGUCGUGACAUUCAAAAGAGGAAAGAGUUGGAGUGCAAAAGGGAAAAAGCAAUAACUAAUGCUACUGUGAAAGGACAGAGUUGGUGGAAAUUUUUAGGAUCAAAAGAAGAAUUUCAGGACAAGAUCAAUAACGUAGAAAAACGUGUGGAAGAAAUAACAAAGAAGCGUUUGAAAAAUAGAUCUCGCAUUAAGUCUUUGAUUAAUAGACUCAAGACUGUAGAAAAAUAUGUUGUUUCUCUAGAAUCCCAGAUGGAACAAGCAAAGUGUCGAAAGGAAGAAGCUUACAAGCGUAUAUGCUUACUUAUAAAACAGCAUGAAGAUAAGGAAUGCUGCUGUUUCGGACACCUUUCAGCCUUGAACAAUGUCACAGAAGUUGCCAAAAGAAUUUUUGACCUGCAUGAGCAUAAGAAGCUUAAGCCGGAGAUUGAGUAUAGGACCGAUCAAAUAAUAGAAAUGAUAGCAUGUCGAUGUCGAAUGGGUUCUAAACUAGAAAGAGUGGAACCUAGUAUGGUGAUUGUUAGAGAUGUAUUCUAUGGGAAAAAUGAGAAAAAAGUAACAAUACUAGAAGUGCCGGUGAGACGGUGGAUAGAUCAAUCAAAAUAGAUUUUAGACAAUUUUAUUAUUCGCCUCACCGAAAAUAAAGGUCUUAUUGGAAACAAUUGUGAAUUCUCAGGGUGUUUUUGUUUUUAAUGUGUCUCUAAAUAUAUACAAAAACUGUUAAUCGUUAA
This is a messenger RNA of Mercurialis annua (annual mercury), 1362 nucleotides long. RefSeq lists its product as uncharacterized. NCBI's taxonomy places the organism in Eukaryota, Viridiplantae, Streptophyta, Magnoliopsida, Malpighiales, Euphorbiaceae. The record is from RefSeq and is a predicted model, not a curated record. The coding region runs from base 113 to 1237 and encodes 374 amino acids. The transcript has 5 exons.